CAUGGGUUUGGUUUCAGCAUUCUGAACGGGUGAAUCGUGAGCGCGUGUGUCUCCUGCAACACGCGCAACAUCGAGAAGGACUUUGUAGUGAGGUCCUUGUUAUUGCGUCCGUGUCAAUACGUCUCACGCAAGCGGUAUGGAUCGUUUCAUCACGUCAGUGGUGGGUCAGCUGAUGGAGGCUGUUGAAGUAGAAGGUUCUGGAUUUCCUUCUGAGGUGGACAGCAUCAGGUGUAUGUCUGUUCGGGGUUUCCAUUCCUCAUCCCCCCUGGUCUGACUCAGCCGUUCCUGUCACAGAGCCAGGCCCAAGACAGAGGCUCUAUAUGUGCAACACUGAGGGGAAAACUGGCCCUUCAAACUCUUGACUAAAAGCCCCUGACUGUUGCUGCCAUUGGAUCUGCAGUCUGGCAAAGCAUCUGGAAAAUUCCUCAGUGUUAUUCCACAGUCGAGGGGAGGGUGUUCGUAUCCUUCGAGGUUAAGUUUUUAUCAAGCGUAUUCCUCAAUGUGAUUUUGUUAAUGGCUCAUAUUUUCUAAAAUACUAAACAUUUCAACUGAGGACAGAUCCUGGGUUUUUUGCCCGGCAGCUAGCUCACUGAAUUCAUGGAGAUGGCAUACAGCAUAAAUAUCAUAUUCCCCCUUAUUUCACUCGUCUUAUGUUUUUAGCACGGUUCCAGACGCAACGUUAGAGCUACGGAUGCUUGACUGUCCAUAGCGCUGCUGAACCAAGUCCAAUGCUCUCCAGCUCAGACAAGGAAACGGUUAUUCUGACUCUGGGGCAAAAGAGUUCCUAAAUAUGCCGUUUAAUAUUCCGUGCAUUUUGAAAGUACACUUCAGCUGAAUGAUGUAUUUGUUUCUGGGUGCUUUGGCUUGUUUUGUCAGGAGGUCGAAACCUACUGUGUGGGCUACUGCUCUACUGUAUGUGUGAUGUGCCAGGUGUGUUGUGUGUUUGUGUUGUGUCUAUCUCUAGGUUGCAGGAAAGGAGUAUUCUCUGUGGGAUGACUUCCAGGUCCGGGGCAGAGGAGAUGCCCAGCAGGAAAUGACCUUGGGAGAACUGCUCCGCCACAUCAAGGAGCAGCACCACUUGGAGGUCAGCAGCCUGUUUUAUGGGAGUGCCGUGUUGUACGACGCCGGCCCCGCUCACCAGGAGAGACUCCUGCUGAGCGUGUCUGACGUGGUGAGGAAGGUCACCAAGGCGGACCUCCCCGAGGACCUGCACAUGCUGGAGAUGUUCCCCUCCUUCGCCGAGGACGAGGACUGCGAGGUGGUGCCGCCCAUCCACUACCUGCUCUGAUGAGGUCAUCGAGAGCGGACCGUGGAGACGAGGGGCGCGGACAGAGGAGCGGCGCACCCAGCUGUCCAACGCGGCACGUCAUCACUCCCUCUGAAAUGAACCUGUCAGGAUCCAAUUCUACUUCCUGAACUGUGAAUCAAUGUUGGUGCUUUAAAUGAUAUGUUUCAACCUUUUUAGUAGGGAAAAAGAUUAAUCUGUUUUCAUUUACGUAUAUAUAUAUAUAUAUAUAUAUGAUGGGUUUGGUUUUUAAAUACUAAGAUGUCAAAACUGG
Messenger RNA from Hypomesus transpacificus, 1559 nucleotides. Its product is annotated as ubiquitin-like modifier-activating enzyme 7. The record is from RefSeq and is a predicted model, not a curated record. Bases 1034 to 1288 code for a protein of 84 amino acids. NCBI's taxonomy places the organism in Eukaryota, Metazoa, Chordata, Actinopteri, Osmeriformes, Osmeridae. The transcript is spliced from 3 exons.